Molecule: messenger RNA, 1158 nt
Organism: Fraxinus pennsylvanica
Lineage: Eukaryota; Viridiplantae; Streptophyta; Magnoliopsida; Lamiales; Oleaceae
Source: the annotation of a GenBank genome assembly
AUGGCGGCCACAACAUUUCGAUCCCCACUCCCAUCUCUGUAUUCAUAUACCAAAACCCAUAAUCGGAAGUCUGUCACCGCCGCACAACUCUCCCAACGACGCCUUAAAAUCCCUCUUCACGCCUGUUACAGCAACACCAAUAGCAAAAAUAAUAAAAACUUCCAAGCAAUUGACCUGCAGGAGCUCAUUCAAGACUCCACCUGCGAAAUUGAUUCCAAAGAUUCUCCCGCUUCACAUCCGAGGCCUUUAACGUCUGACCAAUUGUCUAAUUUGACAUCUGAAGGGUCUCGUCUUCGUGUUGCUUACCAGGGGGUUCGAGGUGCAUAUAGCGAGUCUGCAGCAGAAAAGGCAUACCCAAAUUGUGAACCAGUUCCAUGUGAACAGUUUGAUACAGCAUUUGAGGCUGUUGAAAAGUGGCUUGUCGAUAGAGCAGUUUUACCAAUAGAAAAUUCUUUGGGCGGUAGCAUCCACCGGAACUAUGACCUACUACUUCGACACAGGUUGCACAUAGUUGGAGAAGUUAAACUUGCAAUCAGACAUUGCUUGCUAGCUAACCAUGGAGUAUUAGUUGAAGACCUAAAAAGGGUUCUUAGCCAUCCUCAGGCUCUUGCACAGUGUGAGUCCACAUUAACUGGGUUGGGACUGGUCAGAGAAGCUGUGGACGAUACUGCUGGUGCAGCCAAGCAUGUUGCUUUCCAUAAACUCAAGGAUGCUGGAGCAGUUGCCAGCAAGAUUGCUGCUAGCAUAUAUGGUUUGAACAUACUUGCUGAAGACAUACAGGAUGAUUCUGAUAAUGUUACCCGCUUCCUUAUGCUGGCUAGGGAACCUAUUAUACCGGGCAUUGAUAAACCUUUCAAGACAAGUAUAGUCUUCUCACUUGAGGAAGGUCCAGGGAUGCUUUUCAAAGCUCUUGCUGUUUUUGCCAUGAGGAAUGUUAACCUUACAAAGAUUGAAAGCCGUCCACUGCAGAAGCAGACUUUGCCAACACUUGAUGACGGUACCAAUGGAUUUCCCAAAUAUUUCCCGUAUCUUUUCUAUGUUGAUUUUGAAGCAUCCAUGGCUGACCAAAGAGCCCAAAAUGCUCUUGGUCAUCUGAAGGAGUUCGCCACAUUCUUGAGGGUGCUAGGCAGUUACCCUACGGACACUGGCCUGCCAUGA